Cyphellophora attinorum is the source of this 972-nucleotide messenger RNA. Its product is annotated as Metallophosphoesterase domain-containing protein 1. The record is from RefSeq and is a predicted model, not a curated record. The transcript is spliced from 2 exons. Lineage: Eukaryota; Fungi; Ascomycota; Eurotiomycetes; Chaetothyriales; Cyphellophoraceae. Gene Ontology annotation, molecular function: hydrolase activity. Bases 1 to 972 code for a protein of 323 amino acids.
AUGGCUACAGACAUCAAAACCCGAAUCCUCAUAAUCUCCGACACACAUGGCCGGUGCACACUGAAGCAUGAUCUACCAAAGGAACAAGUGGAUGUCGCCAUCCACUGCGGCGAUCUCACCAACGUCUCAACAGUGCGAGAAUUCCGUAACGCCCUAGACCUACUCAAACAACUGCCAGCACCCUUGAAGCUGGUCAUACUGGGAAACCACGAUUUCAGCAUGGACGGACCCGCACUCCAGACCAUAAUUUACAACCGCGCAGAUGAUGUCCCACUCUCCUUCUGGAACCAAGUGUACGGAACACCUGAGAUGAUCCAGGGCCUCUUUGAAGACCACAAAACAGAUGACAACAUCCAUCUCCUCGACGAGGGCACCUACGUCUUCAACCUGCAAAACGGCGCCCAACUCAAAGUUUACGCCAGUCAGUACACGCCAGCAUGGGGAGGUGACUGGGGCUUCCAGUACCACCCCGACAAGGCGUACAACUUCGCCAUCGAGCCCAACACUGAUAUUGCCAUAACCCACGGGCCACCACGAGGUAUCUUGGACAUGUCCAAUCGCGGCGAACGAGCCGGCUGUCCGCACCUCUUCACCGCCGUAGCCAAAGUGAAACCCAAGAUCCAUUGCUUCGGCCACAUCCACGAGGCUGGGGCGCCAGAUUCGUGCACUGGAGGGCUGGAAGCGGCACCUCCGAUCGAUAAUGCAAAGUCGCGGUCAAUGACGAGGACGAAGGACCUGCGACUUUCGGCUGACGAUUUUGAGGAAGCCAGCGCUGAGGAGCAGGUCCGAUUGCAAGAUCUCGUCAAACAAGAGCACGCCUUCAUGUCUUUAUGCAAGGACAGCGCCACUCAUUUGGUGCCGGAUCAGCACACCCUCUUUGUGAACGCUGCUAUUGAGCCUGCGCCUGGAGAGCAUUUCCCCCAAAGCCCGUGGAUAGUCGAGGUUGAUUUGCCUUCCAGCCGCGACAAAUGA